CCCAGCCCCAUCAACUCGUCCCAACAUCACGCCACCUGAUACAGAGGGAGCAGAAGUCAAGAUGGCAGCACAGCAAGCAGCUUGGAGGCAGUUCUUCACCUACAACAAGUAUGCGUCAAUCUGCGCGCGGGCGACCCGUCAGGGGCUCAAAGAGCAGGAGCGCGUCAAGGCUGACCGCCGAGGAGAGAUGUCGCUGAGGUACCAAGAGUGGAAGGAGGGUAAGGCGAGCGAUGCGAAAGAGGUUGCCAAGGCUGUCACUCCGGCCACCUCUGCUUGAACAUCCUUUCGGAGAAUUGCAUUCUUCCGUCCUGUGCAACCAUGAAGCUCAACACCGGGCCUGAUGCGCGGGUCAGUGUCGCACACCUACUAAGGCGUUAGACAAGAAGGCAAAUCGAUAUACAAUUGUUCUGCUACCU
Molecule: messenger RNA, 416 nt
Organism: Tilletiaria anomala UBC 951
Lineage: Eukaryota; Fungi; Basidiomycota; Exobasidiomycetes; Georgefischeriales; Tilletiariaceae
Exons: 3
Coding region: 62-277 (71 amino acids)
Biological process (GO): proton motive force-driven mitochondrial ATP synthesis
Cellular component (GO): mitochondrial inner membrane
Molecular function (GO): proton-transporting ATP synthase activity, rotational mechanism
Source: RefSeq, a predicted model, not a curated record